UUGGAGUCAGGAGGGAUGUGGUUUUGAUGAGGGCUGGGGGUACCAAAGAAGAGGUUAGGCAGGAAUGGGUGAGGUUCCGUGUUCUCCAAGGCGCGAGCUGGCAGUGAAGGAAUUCGCUAAACCCAAAGGCUAUGGUAAAAAUCUUUCUUUUUAAAGAGACAUCAAGAGAGACUUUCUUGGCGGCCAUAUAUUCUCUUUUUAUUUUAUUUUAUUUUAUUUUUUUCUUUUAAAAUUUUUUUGACCAUAUCAUUCUCAAGAGAGAAGUGAUCUGCAAAGAGACAUUUUCUAAAGACCCAUUUUACAUGAAUCUAAGAAUUCUCCAGCUAGUGGGACAUCCUGUCAGACUUCCUCCAAGCGCUUAUCUUGCUCCAGAGAAUGCAAGACCAUUUGCGUUUGUAUAUCAAAGGAGUCAUUUUCUGAAGACCCAUUUUAUGCGUGAGUCUAAGAGAAUCCAGUCUCGGAGGAUGGAAGACCAUUUGGACAGGACUUGGGAAAGGACAGAAACUCAAAGAAAACACUAAACUACGAAUGAUUUUUGCAGGACCAUAACUUUCAAGAGAAAGGGCUACAAUCUCAAGAUUCUGCACAUUAACCAGAAAAGGACAAUUGAAAAAAAAAUGACUUCUGGACUCCUGAGUUCCUCAUCCCAGAAAUUACUGACAUUCCAAGAUGUUGCUGUGGAAUUCACCCAGGAGGAAUGGAGCUAUUUGGAUCCUGGCAGAAGGACAUGUACAGAGAUGUGAUGCUAGAGAACUAUGAGAACCUUCUAUUUUUGGGGUUUUCAGUAACUAAACCAAUUGUGAUUUCUCGGCUGGAGAGACAUGAAGCCCCCUGGCUUUCAAGGGAAGAAGACCCCAGAUGCAUUUCUGAGGAUUUCCAUGUUGAGAAGAGAGAACAUGAAACCAAGGAGACAACUCCAAAACAAUGUAUUCCUACCAGACAGACAUCCAGAAAGAAACUCAUAAAGGAUGAUUUCUGCAGUUCUAAAUUGGGAGUGGCUUGGAAUUAUGACACUGAAUUAGAAAGGCAGAUAAGCAACCUGGAAAGACAGUCCAUGAAGCUAAUAGUUAAACAUAGAAAAACUCACAAGUUCAGUGUUCCAUAUUUUUUUCAAUUUGGAAGAAAACUCAGUUUCAAUUCAGUACUUCUUCCACAACAGGGAGUUUCUAUAAACAACAAUUUUUAUAAACAUGAUAGAACUGGAAAGCAAUUCAAAUGCUUUUCAGACUUAAUUAAAUGUAGCAGAAUUUCCAUGGUGAAGAACUGUUGUAAAUUUAAUAAAUAUGGGAAGUUUUCCAGUUACAACUCAAACCUUAAUCAUUUUCACAGAGUGUGUUCUCCAGGAGAACCUCAUAGAAUUAAUGAUUGCAACAAAACCUUCCAUAUCAAUUCAUGGCUUACUGUACAUGGAGGAAUUCAUGGUGAAGAGAAAUCUCAUAAACUUGGUGAAUAUGGUAAGGCUUCCAGCUACAAUUCGUAUCUUGCUGUUCAUCAGAAAAAUCUGGAAGAAAAGCCUGUAAAACAGUGUAAUAAAGGUAGGAAAACUUUUAGCCAGAGGGGAAAUCUUUGGCAACAUAGGAAAAGUACUACUACAGAAAAACUAUAUGAAUGUAAUGAAUGUGGGAAAGCCUUCAGCCUUAAGGGAUCCUUCACUAGACACCAGAAAAUCCAUACUGAAGUGAAACCCUAUAAAUGUAAAGAAUGUGAAAAAGCCUUCAGGUACAAGGAAUAUCUUCAUAUACAUGAAAGAAUUCAUACUGGAGAGAAACCCUAUAAAUGUAAAGAAUGUGGAAAAGCCUUCAGGAACAAGGGAUACUUUAAUAGACAUGAAAAAAUUCAUACUGGAGAGAAACCCUAUAAAUGUAAUGAAUGUGGAAGAGCCUUCAGCCUUAAGGAAGUCUUUAAUAGACACAAAAAAAUCCAUACUGCAAUGAAACUCUAUAAAUGUAAAGAAUGUGGAAAAGCCUUCAGGUUCAAGGAAUAUCUUGAUAGACAUGAAAAAAUUCAUACUGGAGUGAAACCCUAUAAAUGUAAAGAAUGUGGGAAAGCCUUCAGGUACAAGGAAUAUCUUCAUAGACAUGAGAAAAUUCAUACGGGAGAGAAACCCUAUAAAUGUAAAGAAUGUGGAAAAGCCUUCAGAUACAAGGAAUAUCUUCAUAGACAUGAGAAAAUUCAUACUGGAGAGAAACCCUAUAAAUGUAAAGAAUGUGGAAAAGCCUUCAGGGAUAAGGGUUAUGUUAAUAGACAUGAGAAAAUUCAUACGGGAGAGAAACCUUAUAAAUGUAAUGAAUGUGGAAAAGCCUUCUUAUGUAAGGGAACCCUAGAUGUACAUGAGGCAAUUCAUUCUGGAGUGAAGCCUUAUAAAUGUAAUGAAUGUGGAAAAGCAUUCCGUCUUAAGAGAAUCCUUAAUUCACAUAAGAGAAUUCAUACUGGAGAAAGACCUUAUAAAUGUAACGAAUGUGGAAAAGCCUUCAGUUUUAAGGGAAACUUUUAUUCACAUAAGAGAACUCAUACUGGAAUGAAACCCUAUAAAUGUAUCGAAUGUGGAAAAGCCUUCAGCCGGAAGUAUCACCUUGAAAGGCAUAAUAAAACUCAUACUGGAGAGAAACCAUAUAAAUGUAGUGAAUGUAGAAGAGGCUUCAAUUGUGAAAGAACCCUAAAUGAGCAUGCAGUAAUUCAUACUGGUCCAAAGCCCUAUAAAUGUAAUGAAUGCGGAAAAGCAUUCAGGAAGAAGGGAGGCCUUAAUUCGCAUCAGAGAAUCCAUACUGGAGAGAAGCCUUAUAAAUGUAAUGAAUGUGGAAAAGCAUUCAGGCAGAAGGGAGGCCUUAAUUCACAUCAGAGAAUUCAUACUGGAGAGAAGCCUUAUAAAUGUAAUGAAUGUGGAAAAGCUUUCUUCGAUAAGAAAACCCUAGAUGUACAUGAAGCUGUUCAUUCUGGAGUGAAGCCUUAUAAAUGUAAUGAAUGUGGAAAAGCCUUUAUGCAGAAGGAAGGACUUAAUUUACAUAAGAGAAUUCAUGCUGGAGAGAAACCGUAUAAAUGUAAAGAAUGUGGAAAAGCCUUCAGCGACAAGGGAUAUGUUAAAAAACAUGAGAGAAUACAUACUGGAGAGAAACCUUAUAAAUGUAAUGAAUGUGGAAAAGUCUUCAAGUCUAGGAUAUACCUGAAUAGACAUACAAAAACUCAUACUGAUGUAAAUAGUAUAUGUUAUGAAAAUGGAAAAGCUUAAGUAGCAUAGAAAUUUUAAAAGACAAAUUCAUACUGGAGGGAAAGCCUUUGAAUGUACUGAUGUUGAAGCAGACUAUAGUCAAAAUCCAAACUUGAAAUCUAAUGAAAUUGAGAAAAUUUUCUUGUGCUCAAAUCUUAAGAAACAUCAGAUAAUUCAUACUGUGAGAAAUCUAAAUGUAAAGAAUGUAAGAAGGCUUUUCAACCAACAGGAAUGCUUAACAGAUCCAGUAGAACCCAUAUUGGACAGGAACUUUUUUCAAAACUUUUUAUUUGAAAAUAUUUUCAUGGGCUCAAGCAAAUAUAACAGAUUAGGCAGUCAUAUUGGCUGAGCAAUUGGAUUUGGGGGAACACAGUCUUUUAAAACCAGGGUACUUGGAGGAGUUGGUGGGCAGGAUCUACCCAGUAGAGUGAGAUAGUUGACCUUUUUGGGCAAAGUUUGUUUAAAGAUGCUUACUAGACAAUCUCAGAGGUUGGGCAUAUUAUGGAUUACAAAGCCAAGUAAACUCCAGCUUCCCAUCAUUCUGUGUAAACAAGACAGGAUUUUUUUUUUUUUUUCAUUUUCCUGAUAAUGGAGACCAAAUGAACUCAAAAUUCACAUCAUAAAUACUAGCCAUUUUUAUUAUUUCAGUCUCUGUCUCAAUGUUUUUCUCUUCCUUCUCACAAAUAUUUCUUAUUCCUUGAUUUGUGCCCCUCUCCCUAAAUCACUUUCUUAUUCUUUUGGGUUUAUCCCGUACUUACUUCUCUUGAAUGAUUUAUAUCUGCCCCCAGUAGAAUGUGAACUUCCUGAAGGCAGAACCUGUCUCAUUUUCAUAUUUGUGCUGUUAGCACCAAGGAUAGUUCUUGCCAUAUAAUAUUUAAUAAAUACAUACUGGUGUUUUGAUUUUUUUUUUUUUAACUCUAGGCUGUAUUUAUAGCCUGCAACUGCUGCUUUUGAGUCUCAUCUUCCUAAUGUAACUACUAUUAUACUUUGUCAUUCCAGUGAGCUCUGAUAAUACAAAAAGCACAAAACCUCAUUGUUGGAAGGGACUUGAGCAUAUGUCCUAUUUAUAACUAACUUACAAUUAAUCAUCAUUAGCUUUAAAGCUCUGUUAUGUUUUGUCCAUUUCUGAUUGUUUAUGACAUUGUUUGGAGUUUUCUUUGCAAAAAUAUUAGGCUUAUCUUUCUCCAGCUUAUUUAAAAAGGAGAAAACAGGCAAGCUGGUUCAAAUGACUUGCCUAAGUUCACAUAGCUACUUGGUAUCUGAGGCUAGAGUUGAGCUCAUGAAGAUGAUUUCAAGGCCAGUGUUCUAUCCAUUGUAACAUCUAGCUUCCUCAAAGGUGUUGAUGAGGUUUAAGUUUUGGGGUUCCCUUUUAUCAGGGAAUCAAAUGAUGAGGUCUAGAUUUAGGGAACCAAAAUGGGAUUAGGGUUCCUGGUGGUCGGGGAGUUAAAUGAUAAGGUCUAGUGGCAGGUUUGAGAUUCAGAGAACCAAAUGGAGAAGUUUGGCUCCCUUGCACCUCCUUGGGAUUUGGUGCAAGGGUAGGGAGUUUGGGGGACUCCCUUUUGGCAGCACAAGGUUCUCUGUAAAGGAAUUUAUAAAGCCGAAAACCUAGAUUGACAAAAGAGGUUAUUAUUGGCAUUGGGAGGUCAGCCUUUACUAUGCAAGAAUGGAAAGACUGAAUUCUUCAAUGGAGUUCUGAUAGAGAGGCAUAGAGAAAUCCUGACAGAAAUGCAAAAAGUCUCAUUAGGGACAUAGGUGAGGAUAAAGAGAGGGUAAUGCUUGAAGAGAAUAUUAUUCCAGUGGACUUCCUUGGCAUAGCAUGGCAUGGCAUGUCAGGUCUUUUGCAAAGAAAUGAAUUUUUAAUUGCUAUUUUUAUAAGGAAAUCUUUGGCUACAUUCCAAGCCUGCUCCAUGGGAACUGGACUAGUGGGUGCAGUCCCAAGUUGGCUCUUUUUAUCUACAAUCUGGAUUUCAGCUUGAGCUGGAAUUGGAAUUGAAUGAGUCUCUUUAAUUCAAUAAGGUUGGAAUUCUUUAGUUUGGGACUGAACCAACUGCACCUAGAUAAACCACUUUAUCUGAUUCCCUGGGGUGGUCUCUCAUUGAGGCAGUGUUGAAGGAGAUUUUCUUUUUCAAGGAGUUUUAAAGUUUUGGGGUCCCUUCUUCAAUGUGUAGUGGGAAGAGCAAUCUGAGCCACUUAUUAUAUUUCUGGAGAGCUCAGAUUUCACAAGAUGUUAUUCCUUGAAGUAAAGUUUUUUUAUAAUUUCCACCUGGUUCUGGGACUCCUUAUUCUUCCUUCUGGAAAUAAGCAGAACAAUGGUGACUUCUUCCUUUACAUGAUAGACCUUCAAGGACCAUCCUAUUCUCCUUUGAUCCAAGAUUUUCUGUAGAUUAACGCCGCACGGCUUCAUUGAACCAGUUCCCGUGUGAUGUCAGCUAAAGGAAUUCCUCAUGCUCCUGUCCCUGCCUGAAUACUGUGAGAUUAAGUACAAACUGCUUGGCUUGCAAAGAAUUUCACAAUCUUGAACCAACCCAGCUCCUCGGGCUUGUUGAUCAUUAUUUUCCUUUGUGAGCUUCAUAUCCAGAGAGAAUGGCCUUCUUCAUGUUCUCACAUAGGACAUUCUAUCAUGUAUCUCCAGAUCACUGAGCACAAUGCUUGAAAUGCAUUCACGGUUGCCUUCAAGGGUCUAUGUCCCAAGUCAGGGAAAUUGGAGAAUCCCCUGAUAAAGCCUUUGGAUAUGGGUAAGGACCCAGUAAAUUCUGGAUCUUAUGUGUUAAGAAAUCAAAAAUGAAAACUUCAGAUCUUUCUACACCAGAGAGCUGAGUAAAAACAAAAAUCACUUUCAAAGAACUUUAGAGAAAAAACUAGAAUCGUCAGCCCAAACACAGAAUAGCCACAUCAAAGAAAACUCUUUGAAGCAUCCAGAAUGAUGCAAUUCAAAGACCAAGGAACCAGUCAAAUUUACACAAGGACUUGCAGCUUCUAUUAAUAACCAGAGAUUAGAAUACGAUAUGCCAAAAAGCAAAAGACCAGGACCUUCAACCAAUAAUAGUUUAAAAAACUGGACAUAAUCCUAUGGUGACAAAAUUGACCCUAAAGGACUUUGAGCAUUUUUGAUGAAUAGACUAGAGAUGAGUAGGAAAUUUGAACUACCCAACCAAGAAUCCACAGGACUUAGAAAGUCCAAUUUAUUUGAGCAAUAAGACAGGUAGUGCUAAUAUUGUAAUGGGAGAGAAGAAACAGUGGGAGAGGAGAUCCUGCAAAUCUAAAGAAUAAUGGAGUUAAGAACAGUGUUUUUUGAAAGUGGAUUGAUUCCAUUCUUUAGUUUUUAAAAGAAUGUGCUAGUGUAGAAAGAAGGAAGAAGGGGGCAGAACUGGCAUAUGUGAGAAGAAUACACAAAGAAGGAGAAAGUAGUGAAGGAAUGAGAAUCCAGGGAACCACACAUUUAUCUGUAAUGGGAAAAGGAGAGUUGAUCACAUUUUCAUUGAAACUUUAAUAUAGAAAAAUAUCGAACUCAAUAGGAAAACAAUGUGUAAGAGUCAAUAGUAAGUGAAGACAAUAUCCUCCUAACAUUGUGAUUUUGUUGAGUUGUUUCUAAGUUUUGAUGACAAAAUUGAGGUUUUUCUGGCAACAAUAUUGGAAUGUUUUGCCAUUUCCUUCUCCAAUUCAUUUGGUAAAUGAGGUGUAUUGGGAAAGUAAAUUGCUCAAAACCACA
Antechinus flavipes (yellow-footed antechinus) is the source of this 6914-nucleotide messenger RNA. Its product is annotated as zinc finger protein 345-like. The coding region runs from base 698 to 3226 and encodes 842 amino acids. The transcript has 6 exons. NCBI's taxonomy places the organism in Eukaryota, Metazoa, Chordata, Mammalia, Dasyuromorphia, Dasyuridae. The record is from RefSeq and is a predicted model, not a curated record. Gene Ontology annotation, biological process: regulation of DNA-templated transcription.